Messenger RNA from Polychytrium aggregatum, 1641 nucleotides. RefSeq lists its product as uncharacterized. The record is from RefSeq and is a predicted model, not a curated record. The transcript has 7 exons. Lineage: Eukaryota; Fungi; Chytridiomycota; Chytridiomycetes; Polychytriales. The coding region runs from base 262 to 1329 and encodes 355 amino acids.
GCCCAUCGCCUUCCCGCCUGGUCCUGGUGCACCGGGCCUCCUUCCAUCCAAUUCAUCCCCCCUCGUCGCUGCAUUCGAUGCAGACUCGCUGUCGUCCUUGGCUGCUGCUGCUGCUGCUCUUGGCCUGAUCAUCCCAUCGCAACCGCAUCCAUCUGCUGUCGGAGCAACCCGUGUCUGUCCAAGCUCCCCCAGCCCGCCAGUCUCUUGCCUCCCGCCACCACUUCUCCGUCUCCCCACCCACCACCACCCCGCUCCUUCGCCAUGCAGUCCGGCCUCGUCAGCGCCAUCAACUGCAGCGAUACCACCUUUGUCCUCUCCAGCCCUACCAACUAUGACCUGUGUUCGAAGCAAACUGCCGAUCAUGUCCACGGGAUGGCUAGUCUUCUGGGCAGUGUGAUUGUUCUGUUCAUGAUGGCCUUUCUCAUCGACAGGAUUCACCAAAUCCGGCACACCCCGAGCAAAGUCACAUUUUUCGUCUCUAUCGCCAGUAUAUUUCUGCAGGGCAUCGCAACAAGUACACUCUACCUGUCAAAUGGCCGAGACUACUUUGUUCAGCCCGGCUUCUACAACAGCGUGAUCAUCCUCAUCGGAGUCCUCAACGGACUCUUCCAGCUCUCUAUGACCGCCCUGGUGUAUCUCCGAGUCGAAGUGGUCGUGUCGGAACUGCGGCCGUGGCUGCACUACCUCUUCCUCCUUCUUGUGUCGCUGUCGUUCUUCACCGGCUCCUGCAAGGUCGUCGACAUGUACCUGUGGCAUGUCACCGCGACACAAACCUCGGUCGAUACAAACCCGCUGAGCAGCAUCCGCUGGUCAACGUCAAUCGUGUCCAACUUUUACUAUGUCUUUAUCGAUAUUGGAUUCCAAGGCCACAUUAUUUACAGUUUAUGGAAAGCCCGGCGUAGUGCCACCGUAACAGAGCAGGACCAUUUGGCACCCUCCCUGUUCUGGGGCACUGUCGUGCGGUCCCUGGCAUUCAUCAUUGUCAGCGCUACUGUCUCUAUUGCCGAGAUCACAACAACGACCAAGGCCGUGAUGAUGUCACACGUUCUCGGGAGCCCGUUGGUCUCGUUUCUUCCGUUCUUGAUUAUUACCGAUCUGACACGGUUGCGAACGCUCCUCUCCAUUUCCAACAAGAUGGACCCGCUCGACGACAGCUUUCCGAUGCGCAAGGAGCGGGAGCGAACGUCGUUUGACCAGUUCUCGCCGACAUCGUCACGGGUCAAUGUCAGCCAGGCCUUCCCGCGAGUGACAGGCACUUCAAUCGAGCUUGCCCGUCACCCUGCCAGCGUGACGACCUCAAAUGCUGCCAAGAUCCCCAUCAGGCGCUGAUCCCUGUCUCUGAUCCAAGAGAACAGUGGCUCGCCAUCGCCUUGAGACCCUGUCCUCGCCUCGAGCCUCCACGACACCAUCGCCACUCGCUCUCCCCAUCAUCAUCGCUCCCCUCUCCUCUCGUUCUCUCUCACGUGGCGUCAGCACACCAGAGUGAACUGAAUCCCGAUCUUGCAUCCAAGUCAGGGGACGGUGCCAUACCUCGUCCCUCCAGAGUAGAGUCUGACCGUCACUGUCCACAUAAGCGUCCGCCACCCACCAGGAGCCUACCCAAAGUAUUGAUACCGCAAAUAUAACCUGAAUACCAAUCCA